This is a messenger RNA of Oikopleura dioica, 321 nucleotides long. NCBI's taxonomy places the organism in Eukaryota, Metazoa, Chordata, Appendicularia, Copelata, Oikopleuridae. The record is from the annotation of a GenBank genome assembly.
AUGCGGUCGCUUUUCUGGUGCCUUUCACUCCUCGCCGACCCCAGUAUCGAGUGGACUGGGGCAAUUCAGAGUAAACUCGGCAGGAAAAAAGACAAGUUCCGUCGCAAGCAAGAAAAUGGAAUCUCAAGAGAAUUCGUUGUGAAUCUGAAUCAACGAGCUUCAACUAGCUGCUCCCCAAGAGAUUCGAAUGAAACAUCUUUUCGAGUUCAAAAAGUAGAAUAUCUCGACGAAAAACGACGACUAUCCGGCAUUCCCCGACCAAAAAGCUUGUCGAUUCAGUCUGAUAUCGUCACACACAGGACUCGCUCAAAGAAAUUCUAG